Molecule: messenger RNA, 433 nt
Organism: Coturnix japonica (Japanese quail)
Lineage: Eukaryota; Metazoa; Chordata; Aves; Galliformes; Phasianidae
Source: RefSeq, a predicted model, not a curated record
AAGUAGGUGGGCGUGGCCGGAAGUUGUCAUAGGCUGGGGGUAUAUAAGCGGGGAGCGGGCGGCGCCGCGGCCUUUCGGCGUCGGGCGGCGGGGUGGAAACAUGGGGCGGCGGCCGGCGCGGUGUUACAGGUACUGCAAGAACAAACCCUACCCCAAGUCCCGCUUCUGUCGGGGGGUGCCGGACCCUAAGAUCCGUAUCUUCGACCUGGGCCGGAAAAAAGCCAAAGUGGACGAGUUCCCAUUAUGCGGCCACAUGGUGUCUGAUGAAUACGAACAGCUCAGCUCCGAAGCCCUGGAGGCCGCCCGUAUCUGCGCCAACAAAUACAUGGUGAAGAGCUGCGGGAAGGACGGAUUCCACAUCCGGGUCAGGCUCCACCCCUUCCACGUCAUCCGUAUCAACAAGAUGCUGUCCUGCGCCGGAGCCGACAGGUGA